Messenger RNA from Branchiostoma belcheri (Belcher's lancelet), 662 nucleotides. RefSeq lists its product as uncharacterized. Lineage: Eukaryota; Metazoa; Chordata; Leptocardii; Amphioxiformes; Branchiostomatidae. The record is from RefSeq and is a predicted model, not a curated record. The transcript has a single exon. The coding region runs from base 94 to 495 and encodes 133 amino acids.
AGUGCACUUCUUUAUGGAUUAGAAGUGUCAACCCUGUAUGCCCGACAUGUCCGACAACUGUCUGUCCUGGUCCAACGCCAUCUUCGUGGACUAAUGGGCAUCACCUGGCAGGACCGCAUAUCCAACGUGGAAGUCCUGAGGAGGGCGGGCAUGCCUGCUAUGGAAGCCAUGAUUACCCGCUCACAACUCAGAUGGACCGGUCACGUCAUCAGGAUGUCUGAGGAACGACUGCCACGGGACCUGCUGUACUCUGAACUGAGAGAGGGGUCAAGGCCCCGAGGUAGACCACGGCUGCGGUACAAGGACACUUUAAAACGUCGGCUUGGUCUGGCGGGUAUCAGCCAUCAGCAACUAGAGACACUGGCAAUUGACCGGGCCGGAUGGCGUGCGGUGGUGAGAAAGAGUGCCGAGGCUGUGCACAGGGAGUGGGAACAUAGAGAGGACAAACGUGCGAGCCGACGACACGCUGCCACUGCUACCAAGCAGGCCUCAUGAACAAUGAAUGAACUCUAAUGUUAUAUUGGUCUUUCUUUGGACUUCUAUUUUUUUUGUAACAGUCAUGACUUUAGGCUCAAAUCUGUUUUGUCUUGUACAUGUAGAUAGGAAUGAGCCAUCCUGUUCGACCUGCGCAGUUAGUCAUAGUCUCUAGAGAGACUGACUGA